Molecule: messenger RNA, 3477 nt
Organism: Nylanderia fulva
Lineage: Eukaryota; Metazoa; Arthropoda; Insecta; Hymenoptera; Formicidae
Gene: Tsp97E
Product: Tetraspanin 97E
Cellular component (GO): membrane
Source: RefSeq, a predicted model, not a curated record
UUCGCGCGUGAUAGUCGCAAAUCUAUCGAGCGCAUCGAUCGUCGCCAUCGCGCUGGUUCGGGCAGUCGCGAGUUGUCUGCCAUCGCGGGGACUUCGGCUAGACUGGUAUUCGUGAAGUGCGGAUCUGUGAAUUCACAUAAUCGUAUAGCGUAAUUGAUUCUCGCGUGCGAAGCUCGACGAGAAGCCCCGAGAGAGUCCCGUGCGUUGACAGAAUCGGCCGCGACGCGAGUCGACCGCGGCUGCAGAGAUUCGACGAGGACGACGACAGCGAAGGACGGGCGCAGCCGAAGAUGUGCGGCGGCUUUACGUGCUCCAAAAAUGCGCUAACAGCACUCAACAUUCUCUACAUCGUUGUUGCCUUUAUAUUAAUAGGAGUUGCUGUAUAUGGAAGGGCAUCCGCCUUAGUAACAAACCUUCCUAUUAUUGGCGGCAUUUUAGCAUGCGGAGUGAUCCUGUUUCUCAUUUCUAUAUUGGGCCUGAUUGGUGCUGUUAAACACCAUCAGGUUCUAUUGUUCUUUUACAUGCUUAUAUUAUUUCUUUUAUUCCUGAUUCAAUUCAGCAUUGCCUGCGCUUGCCUUGCUGUUAAUACUAAACAGCAAGAACAACUUGCCGAACAGGGUUGGACACAUGUUGAAUCUGAUUUAAAGAAAAAAGUUCAAACCACGUUUAAUUGUUGCGGAUUUAACAGUACUCUUGAAGAUCCAGCUUGUGAGAAGGUUUGCUGCCAAUCGAUUGAUACUAGUUUAAUGCCUUGUCCACCUUGUCCAACAUGUAUGCACAAACUGCAAUCUACUAUUGAUUAUGCAUUCAAAUUGUGUGGCAGCAUAGGAUUAUUCUUUAGCUUUACGGAGGUGAUUGCAGCUUUCUUGGCGAGACGUUAUCGUAAUCAAUUUGAUCCACAAGAAAAAGCUGCAAGAGCUGUUUUUCCGCGACAUAAUUAUUUAUAUUGAUUCGAUGAUACAUUUGAAAAAAAUUAAUAACUUUUUUAAUUUUUCUUUUUAUUAAUAUUAUUUUACAAUACUUUCGAGUAUAAAGAGGACCCGUAUAUAGAGUUAAUUUCGUUCUCAAUUGCUCGCUUAUAUAUUGUGCAAUUAUAUUUUUCAAGAGCUAAAAUAUUUAAAUUUUAUCUUUUUAAUACUGAGAUGAUUACACAUGUAUAAUGCUCAACAGAAAUAAUAGCAGAUUUUUCAAUUGGGCAAUCAUAGAUUUUAGAAUGAGUUAGACAAAUAAUAACAGAAAUGUGUGCUCUAGUCAUAUACUUAGAACACUCAUAACAAGCCUCAAUGCGCCUUGUAGUCUAGAGACCGAAAACAUUAUGUAAGUAUAUUUCUAUUAAAUUUCGUUAUAUUUUGUUUUUAACAACUCUUUGAUAAAAUGGAAGUCGGUGAAAAUCUAACAUACUGUCGUAAUUAUGCUGUCUAGUUCAAAACAAUUCGGAUACAUCAUAAUAUUUAAAAUUAUCCUAAAAAUAUAGGGAUUGAGAUAAGAGUGCUAUAAGGAAAAAUACAAAUUAAUUUUUUUUUAUAUUUUUUUAUGGAAGAAUGUAGUUAAAAUCAUGGUAACAACAGAGAUGAUAUAACAUCCAUGAUCGUAUCAAUUAUAUUUUUCUCCUAUACAUAACAUCAUAUUACAUAUAUACAUAAUUAUUCGAUGAUAUCUAGAAAUUUAUAUCUUCCGAGUAAAAGCAAAUUCUGUCAUCCUCUUUGAGCACACUUUUAGAUAAUUUUAUAAUAUUUUUAUGUCUAAAGAGAUUAUUUUUUCUAUUUUAAAUUUUCGAUAGUAUAUUAUGUGCGAACCUUCUGUUACAUUGAAAAGUUUAAUCAAAAUAAUCAGAAAAAAUUGUAAUUAUAGUUUUAUAAACUUAUAUAAUCUAAUUUGGGUGAAACUUGACUUAUCUUUGGCAGACAUUCCAAAUCUUUAGAAGUCUAAUUUCUUGUUUUUUAUUGUAUAUGCUUUUAUACAUAUAUUUGUACAUAUGGAUAUUGUCGAAAAUAUAUAAAAUCAUUUGAAAUGUAUACGUAUUAACAAAUCAUUGCUUAGUAAAAUAUCAUCAGUGAUAAGAUUUGUCACAUAUUUCAAGUUUCAUCCACCAUAAAUAUUCAAUACGAAUGCUUUGCUUGAGAUGCUGUUCUAAUUGUGCAUUUUAAUGAAACUUAUGCAUAAUAAGCUGAAUAUAUAAGAUGUUCUAAAUAGCCUGGUGGGAAAUUAUUGACAAACUUUAUAAUAAUCUAACUUUCUUGCAUAAUGCAGAAUUAUUUAUCCAAAGCUUAUGCUUUUGCGGUAACGAAAUAUAUUUAAAAUCAGAUAAAAUUUUUUUUUAUAUUUAAUAUAUUUAAAUCAUGUCGAAUGGACUUAUGCGAUCGCAUAGAUUUAAUAAUAAUCGAAAGCGUAACUAUAUUUGAAGAAAGACAAUAUUUAUUAUGAACAUUUUUUUUUAAUAAUAUCCUUCCAGGCUUUUUCGGACAAUUUGCAUAAUAAAAUCGUAAUCUCUCUUUACGAGGAAGGUGAAUUCAAUAUGCAUGAAAAUAUAAUAUAUAUGUUUACAUCGUGCCCAUUCUAGAUAUUAGAAAAUAUAACAUAUUUUCUAUCCAUUUCCAUUACGAGAUGAAAUGGAAUGAAUCUCGCUCUAGUUUUUGUUUUUAUGAAUUUCUUUAUCCGAGAGACUAUGAAAAGAACAAUCGUCGCUGUUCAAUAGCGAAUUUAAUUUGUUGCUAUAUAUGUUAUUACGUUUAUUCAAAAUUUUAAGAAUAUAAACUUUAUUAAUGUAUUUAAAUAUAAAGAGAUUAAAUUUCAUGGAAUUCGUUAUUGAACAAUAAAAAUAUAAUUUGAUGCGUUGAGCACGUUUGAAAAUUCUUUUAACAUUUAUAAAGUAUUGUUUCGAUGAAUUUUUUUUUAAUAUGUUUUUUUUCAUGAAUGUUUGCGCAAAUUUUUAGAAUGUCAGUUAUGUUUUACGAAUUGUAGAAAAUAAUUGUGGAUAUAUCUUCCGACGAGCAAAAAUAAAAUCUCGCGAACAUUCCAAUUUUUACGCACCUCUGCCCGGCUUCGAUAGAAACGUGCAUAUAUAUUUUAUAUAUAUAUGUACGGAAUAGGGCUCGUGUUGUACACGCGAGAUAUGUACGGUAGCGUAAUUCCUAUAUACAUAUUUUUACGUAUAAAUAUCAUAAUCACAUUAUACGUAUAUAAUAUAUUCGUAAUUAGCUUUAAACGAUUAAGGAGAAACACGUAUAUAAUUCUAAGAGUAUAAUCAAGAGGAAUUCGAUAAAAGUCGUAUAUGAGAAUGAUUCGCAUUUCUGUGUAACAGAAAUGAUAUAGAAAUGUUUAGAGACUUCAUUAUAUUAUCCAUGUAUAAUGCAUUUUUUGCAAAUCAAAAUCUGAUACGUGUGGAAGGAUUUAGAUAUCGACAAUCUUAAAGUUGUAAUGGAAAUUAUAUAUGUAUGUACGUGUUGAAAAAAUCAAUGAAAAAUCAUAUUCGAAUUA